Podarcis lilfordi (Lilford's wall lizard) is the source of this 1002-nucleotide messenger RNA. NCBI's taxonomy places the organism in Eukaryota, Metazoa, Chordata, Lepidosauria, Squamata, Lacertidae. The record is from the annotation of a GenBank genome assembly.
AUGUGGAACUGCGAAUCUUUCAAUGGUACCAAAAGCAUAGAGGACCAGCAUCUUUGCCAUGAUUUCCAUCUUGUACUUUCCAUUUUUUCAUUGCUCUACCUCAUCAUCUGUUUCCCCAUUGGCCUGUGUUAUAAUGCCCUACUGGUGCUAGUCAACCUAUACAACAAAGCAACUAUGACCAUGCCAGAUGUUUACUUUGUCAAUAUUGCAAUUGCUGGCCUCAUCAUCAAUGCUAUUGCACCAAUGUACCUUCUAGGACCUGCCAGUACAAAAUGGGCCAUCUGGAGUUUCAACAAUGAAGUCUACAUUACCUUGCUUAUCUUGUUCAAUGUAUCAUCUCUGGUUAUCAUGUAUUCUACCACACUGCUCAGCCUGGACUACUACAUUGAACGUGCUUUGCCAAGAACUUACAUGUCUAGUGUAUACAACACAAAGCAUGUAUGUGGAUUUAUUUGGGGAGGAGCUAUGCUUACCAGCUUUUCAUCUCUUCUGUUUUAUGUCUGCAACCAUGUCUCCACUAAAAUAAUAGAAUGUUCCAAAAUGCAGAACAAAGAAGCAGCAGAUGCCAUCAUGGUUUUUAUUGGAUACGUCGUACCAGCCAUUGCUGUGCUGUAUGCGCUUGUGUUAAUUCUGCGAAUACGCAAAGAGGCAACACCGCUGGACCAAGACACUGGAAGAUUAGAUCCAUCAGUACACAGGCUUUUGAUUGCUACUGUUUGUACACAGUUCACAUUAUGGACACCUUAUUAUGUAACUCUUCUAGUAAACACAUUAACUAGUAUGCAAGGAAAAGUUACGGAUGAAAAUUACACUAGAGUAUUACAUUUUACCAAGGGACUAUCAAAAUUCUUGGCUUUUUCAAGCAGUUUUGUCAUGCCUCUACUUUACCGAUACAUCAACAAAAACUUUCCAAUCAAAUUGCGAAGGCUGCUUAAAAAACUGCACUGUGGAAAUCAAGGAUGCUCUCAUGAACGCACGGUUGUUCAGCAAGUUAUAACGUAG